Messenger RNA from Rotaria socialis, 1230 nucleotides. NCBI's taxonomy places the organism in Eukaryota, Metazoa, Rotifera, Eurotatoria, Philodinida, Philodinidae. The record is from the annotation of a GenBank genome assembly.
AUGAUGUUUGGAUUGACUAUUCUUCUUCUACUAAUCGCAGUGUGCUCUUCAGCACCUUUAUCAACACCACAAAAACAUGAUCCAGAUUGUGAUUUAAAUAUUACUCAACUGAUUCAAAGUAAAGGUUAUCCUUGCGAAGAACAUAAAGUAUUAACAAAAGAUGGUUACAUUUUGGGCGUUUUUCGUAUUUCACAUGGGCGAAACUCAUCAUCAUCAUCGACAGCAGUAACACGUCGACCAGUACUACUUCAGCAUGGUCUUCUUGAUACAGCUACAACAUGGGUAAUGAAUUUGCCUAAUCAAAGUCUAGGUUAUAUUCUUUCUGACGCCGGCUAUGAUGUAUGGCUUGGUAAUAUGCGUGGAAAUCAUUUUUCACGUGCUCAUACGAAAUAUGAUCCUGAUCAUGAUGACGAAUUCUGGGACUUCAGUUGGGAUGAUAUGGCACGUGAUGAUCUACCAUCGAUGAUAAGUUAUAUUUUGAAUGUAACAAAAUAUACACAGAUUGCUUACGUUGGACAUUCACAAGGAACAAUGAUUGCAUUUGCUCAAUUCGGUCAUAUAGAUAGUAAUCUGCAAAAUAAUAUUAGUUUUUGGGCAGCUUUAGCACCUGUGGCACAUAUAGGACAUAUAAAAUCGCCAAUAAAAUAUUUGGCAUCAGCAGCUGUUGUAAAAGAUAUUGAACGUUAUUGGCAUUUAUUAUUUGGUAGCGAUGAAUUUCUACCAUCAUCUUAUAUGCUUACUUGGCUUGGAACAUAUGCAUGUGGAGAAAUUAUUGUAGAGCAUGCAGUUUGUAAAAAUAUUUUAUUUAUUUUAUGUGGACCAGAAAUAAAAAAUAUGAAUGAUUCAAGAAUUCCUGUUUAUUUAGCGCAUGAACCUGGUGGUACAUCUGUAAAAAAUAUGGUUCACUAUGCUCAAAGUAUUCGAUCAAAUCUAUUUCAAUCCUAUGAUUAUGGUUCACCAGAAGAUAAUGAAUUACAUUAUAAUCAAACAACGCCACCAAUGUAUUCUAUUAGUCCGAUAAAAAUACCGACAGCCAUAUUUUGGUCAGGUGACGAUUGGCUUGCUGAUCCAGUUGAUGUAUCCUAUAUUUUUGAUAAUUUACGAAGUCUAGUUUACGAGAAAUACAUUCCAGAUUACAAUCAUUUAGAUUUUGUUUGGUCUAUUUCAGCAAAUAAAAUCAUUUAUACAGAUCUAAUUGAUCAAAUGCAAAAAUAUCAUCCACCAAAUUGA